This is a messenger RNA of Beta vulgaris subsp. vulgaris (sugar beet), 720 nucleotides long. RefSeq lists its product as uncharacterized. The transcript has 2 exons. Lineage: Eukaryota; Viridiplantae; Streptophyta; Magnoliopsida; Caryophyllales; Amaranthaceae. Bases 1 to 720 code for a protein of 239 amino acids. The record is from RefSeq and is a predicted model, not a curated record.
AUGAUGUAUUCGUUCACUUCUAUGGGAGGUAGAAUAAUUGCACCAACUACCCAUGGUCGUGGUCCAUAUACAUACAAGAUUGGAGGUCAAAAUCAUCACCUGAUAGGCAGUUUGUUGCCGAAUGAUGGAGCACGUCCUAAAUUCUCUCAAUUAUACAUAUAUGACACUGAAGAAGAGAUUAACAAUAGGAAGAAUGCGGCAAGUUCUAAAGACCCUAAUAAUUUUGAAGAUCGUGUCGUUGCACAAUUGAAGGAUAUGGUUGAUCAACAUAACCCAUUGGCCAAGAGUUUUAGAAUGGCUAGAGAUCGUUUUGAAUCAAACAACGGCGAAGACUUAAAACUUAGGCUAAUUGGAAGAAGGGAUUCUGAUGGAAGGACUUAUAACCUUCCAACAACAUCUGAAGUGGCCGCUCUUAUAGUUGGAGACAUUGAUACAGCAGAUAAGAGGGAUAUAGUAGUCCAAAGGAAAAAUGGAAGAUUAAGGCAGAUAUCUGAGCUUCACCCAUCGUAUUUACCGUUACAAUAUCCACUGAUUUUCCCAUAUGGGGAAGAUGGAUAUCGAGUAGAUGUUAUGCAUAGAGACAAGACCGCAUCAAGUAGUUCUACGAAUAAAAGAGAACGACUUACUAUGCGGGAGUGGUUUGCAUACAGAAUGCAAGAUCGUGAACAUGAAGCCGAUACUUGUUAUUAUGUCGUCGUUGUAUCAACAAUUUUUGGUUGA